Messenger RNA from Penaeus vannamei (Pacific white shrimp), 706 nucleotides. Its product is annotated as vesicle-associated membrane protein 3. Gene Ontology annotation, cellular component: SNARE complex; plasma membrane. Lineage: Eukaryota; Metazoa; Arthropoda; Malacostraca; Decapoda; Penaeidae. Gene Ontology annotation, biological process: vesicle-mediated transport; vesicle fusion. Gene Ontology annotation, molecular function: syntaxin binding; SNAP receptor activity. The record is from RefSeq and is a predicted model, not a curated record.
CGAUCAGUAGCCACCCAACCCGUGUGAGUGAGGGUCGUGUACUGGCAUAAUUUUAGCUUAUUGUUCAGGCACGUCCGACGUUGGAACUCGUGGAUAAUCCUGUGUCUGACCAGAAGACUGUCAGUGAGCGCUGGGUUAAAACUUUCGAAGUCCAAGCUCCUGUUGUGAAGAACGCGAGGCAUUAUGAUGGAACCGGAGAAUCCUACGGUUAAGGAUCCUGCCCAGGUGGCAGCCAACAACCGCCUGGCGCAGACGCAGCAGCAGGUGAACGAGGUCGUGGACAUCAUGAAGACCAACGUGGAAAGGAUUAUGGAGCGAGAGGACAGACUGACGGAGCUGGACCGGAGAGCUGACAACCUGACGAUGAGCGCGGCCGAGUUCCAGACGACCUCCCGCAAACUGAAGAAGAAGUACUGGUGGAAGAACACCAAGAUGACCCUCAUCCUGGCUUGCGUGAUCGUCGUGGUCGUCGCCAUCAUCCUCAUCGCCUGCUUCGGGAUCCCGUCAGGAGGAGGAGGAGGCAGCAGCGGCGACGGAGGAGGAACAACAGCUGCUGUGACGACGGCUGCUCCGACGCCUCCUGCUUCUACGGCUUCUUGAGUUGGUCUGGAGCGACGGGCUUGAGGGAGAGGGUUUUAGUUUAUUAUCUUUAUUAUCUUUACUGUUAUUGUGAUUUUUAUCGUUAUGUUAUUUUUAUUGUUAUUGU